Juglans regia (Persian walnut) is the source of this 2231-nucleotide messenger RNA. RefSeq names its product dual-specificity RNA methyltransferase RlmN. NCBI's taxonomy places the organism in Eukaryota, Viridiplantae, Streptophyta, Magnoliopsida, Fagales, Juglandaceae. Gene Ontology annotation, biological process: tRNA methylation; rRNA base methylation. The transcript is spliced from 7 exons. The record is from RefSeq and is a predicted model, not a curated record. The coding region runs from base 179 to 1306 and encodes 375 amino acids. Gene Ontology annotation, molecular function: iron-sulfur cluster binding; RNA methyltransferase activity.
ACGACUACACGUCGCUCACUGAUGUAAAUAACGGGUCGUUGGCUGACACGAAUGUGAGGUCCCUCAGUUGCAAGCAAAGAGAAGAGACGGCGUCGUUUUUUACUCUGCAACAUUACUGCACCAUCGGAAGUCGGAACCGAAGUUGGGGGAACUUUUGCGGAGGGGCAGGGACGGGACGAUGACGUUGAAAUCAAUCUUCGACGCCAAAGAAAUCAGAGCGGAAUUCAAGGCGGCGGGCAUAAACCCUAGCUUCAUCCCCAUCAUAUGGAAGCAUGCGAUCAUCUCCAACAACAACGACAACUUCGAAUGGAAUCACAUCCCAUCCUUGCCCUCCGCUGCCUACCCUAUCCUUUACUCCAAAUUCAAGCCCCUCACUUCGUCCCUUCACUCCCUCCUCCACUCCUCCGACCAAGUCACCUCCAAGCUCCUCAUAAAGCUCCAGAACGGGGCUCUUGUUGAGGCCGUGGUCAUGAGGUACGACACGCGUUUGGGGAAAUACAACGGCAAGCCCCGCCCCGGAGGUCCCAGGUCCACCCUGUGCGUUUCCUCCCAGGUCGGUUGCAAAAUGGGAUGCAAAUUCUGUGCCACGGGGACGAUGGGUUUCAAGAACAAUCUCUCGUCUGGAGAGAUUGUGGAACAGUUGGUUCACGCCUCUUGUAUAUCGUCUAUACGCAAUAUCGUUUUCAUGGGAAUGGGGGAACCAUUGAAUAACUACGCUUCGUUAGUGGAAGCUGUUCGUGUCAUGACAGGGCCACCGUUUCAGUUGUCGCCGAAGAGGAUUACCGUCUCAACCGUUGGCAUCAUUCCUGCUAUCAACAAGCUUCACAAUGAUGUGCCGGGUUUGAACUUGGCAGUUUCGCUGCACGCACCAGUUCAAGAUAUCCGUUGUCAAAUAAUGCCUGCAGCUCGGGCUUUUCCUCUGGAAAAGCUUAUGGAUGCGCUUCAAGACUAUCAAAAGAACAGUCAGCAAAAUAUUAUGAUCGAGUACAUUAUGCUUGAUGGGGUGAAUGAUGAAGAGCAGCAUGCCCACCAGCUUGGCAAGCUGCUAGAUACAUUCCAAGCGGUUGUUAACUUAAUACCUUUCAAUCCAAUUGGGAGUGCGAGUCAAUUCAGAACCAGUAAUGAACAUCGGGUGUCAAGAUUUCAGAAAAUUCUUAGGGGUACCUAUGGCAUCCGGACAACAGUUCGCAAGCAAAUGGGUCAGGAUAUAAGUGGUGCAUGUGGCCAGCUGGUGGUUAACCAACCUGAUAAGAGGUCAAUUGAAAAAUCAAGUCUCUUAACUGACAUAGAAGAUCUUCAUCUUUGAUGUAACCAAAAUCAUUUCAGUUCAUUUUUAUCUCUUUCGUUGUUGGUGACAAUGACAACGGACUGAAAGUUAACGGCGAUGGCCACACCACAAAGAUGGAGUCUAGAGAGGGAUAAUUACAGAAUAUCUUUAAUGCCGGCACGAGAGAUGAACCAACCAGAAUGCAUGUGCGUCGACAAUGGAUGAUGGCCCAACCCAUGACUCUGUGGCCCGGUGAUUGAGGAGCUUAGGUUAUGAUUGGGUUUUUGUGUCUUUUUUGAGGUUUUUUUUUAGGCGUUUUAGUUUUGCUUGGGCUUUAUGUUAUUUUAGUGGGGGUAUUGGCCCUAGUAUGAUUAGAGUAAGAAUUUAAUAUGUAGUCUGUCAAAACCUAAUUUUUUACUGUUAGCAGCUUUAAUGAAUUUUGGUAAGCAAUGAAAAGCCUCUCAUUCGGCGCUGACAGUUCAAAGAUAAACACCUUGUAUUAGAGCGACACGAGACAACAGAGGAGAACGCAAAAGAGGUCGGAGGUAACAUAUUGAGAAAACCGAUUCCACUUUUCAGAAACAAAAUCAGGAAAGUCAUUGUGAUGUGUUUAUUGAGGUAUGCUUGGUUCUGUUUGUAUUGCUCUGCGGUCGACACCCAAUAAUAUACUGCUUGCACUAUAUAAGAUUAAUGGCGCAGUAUUAUUAUGAGAGCUUAGGUUAGGCUGGAUGGAUGAACAGACCAGAUGAAUGGAUUCAACUUUCAGAUAACACGCGGGUUGCUUCAUGCCAAAUUUGUAGCAUCUUUCCUUCAGCACAAAAUCAUCUCCAAUAUCCUUCUUCCGGGCCUUGGCUUGGGUGACAUGGGAUGUGGUUGGUCUGAGGUUAAAAAUCCAGCAGAAUGCGCCUCAAUUGGCUCACCAAAGCCAAGCUUGAAUAAUCUCAAUCGCUGAGCACUGCCCCUG